GGUGUAAACAAGGACAAUAUCCGAGCUGGAUGUAAAAAGUGUGGAUAUCCUGGCCACCUUACAUUUGAGUGUAGAAACUUCCUUAGAGUGGACCCACAGCGAGAUAUUGUGUUAGAUGUGAGCAGCACAAGCAGUGAGGACUCUGAUGAGGAGGACGAGAUUCCAGCCCAGCCAGCACUUUCUGCAGAUAAGAAAAAGGAGGGAGAAGUGAGUAAGAAGAAGCUGAAGAAAAAAAAGGAGAAAACGAAAUCUAAGAAGCCAAAGAAAAGGAACGUAUGUGGUCCCCAAGGAGCAGUCCACAGGCCACCUACCGAGGGAUCACACAGUAACUUACAGGAGCUCUUGAGGGAGGCUAGCACACUAUCUUAUCCUGACCGGCUGAUGUCUCCAAGGGGAAUAUAUAAUUACUAA
This is a messenger RNA of Staurois parvus, 411 nucleotides long. NCBI's taxonomy places the organism in Eukaryota, Metazoa, Chordata, Amphibia, Anura, Ranidae. The record is from the annotation of a GenBank genome assembly.